Molecule: messenger RNA, 189 nt
Organism: Peronospora matthiolae
Lineage: Eukaryota; Oomycota; Peronosporomycetes; Peronosporales; Peronosporaceae
Source: the annotation of a GenBank genome assembly
AUGCGAAGCGGCUGGACAGGCAACUUUCUGCUGAGUGCAUUAAGUCCAGCCACCGCGUAUGAAAUCUACAUUGCAGCCAACACCGCGCGAGGCAGCAGGGCCAAGUUGAAGUUCGAGGUUCAAGUCGAGACCAAGUUCAAGGACGAAGACAUGGACGCUCAAGACACGAUGCAAGGGGCAGUCGGGUGA